UCAGCCAACAUUUUCAUAUAUAUGCAUCCACCAAAAAGUAUCAAUUGAUAUUUAGAUUUGUAUCAAAGAAACAUCUAAUACUAUCAAAUUGAAAUUCCAUGGCUCUACAGGCUGCUGCCAUUCUCCCCUCUGCAUUUGCCAUUCAAAAAGAGGGAAAAAAUAGUGCAUCUUUCAAGGACUCUAACCUCUUUGGAAUUUCAAUCUCAGACCAUGUCAAGGCUGACAAGAGAGAAUUCAUUUCUAGGAAGUUGUCCGUCGGGGCUAUCAGAGCUGAGGCAGUGGCUACCUCUCCAGUUUUCACCCCUGCGACAGUUCAAAAGAAGAAAACACUAAGAAAGGGCACUGUGGUGAUCACUGGAGCCUCCUCCGGAUUAGGCCUGGCGACGGCAAAAGCUCUGGCUGAAACCGGAAAAUGGCACGUAAUUAUGGCGUGCAGGGACUUCCUCAAGGCUGAGAGGGCAGCAAAGUCAGUUGGAAUGUCUAAGGAAAAUUACACAAUUAUGCAUUUAGACCUUGCUUCCUUUGACAGUGUGAGGCAGUUUGUCGAAAACUUCAAGCAAUCUAGCCGACCCCUCGACGUCUUGGUCUGCAAUGCUGCUGUCUAUCAGCCAACUGCUAGGGAACCUUCAUUCACAGCUGAUGGGUUUGAGCUCAGUGUUGGGACUAACCAUCUUGGUCAUUUUCUUCUUUCAAGAUUGUUGCUCGAUGACAUGAAGCAGUCUGAUUAUCCAUCGAAGAGACUCAUAAUUGUUGGCUCAAUUACAGGGAAUACAAAUACACUGGCUGGAAACGUACCUCCAAAGGCGAAUCUUGGGGAUUUGAGGGGCCUCCAAGGGGGAUUGAAUGGAUUAAACACCUCGUCCAUGAUUGACGGUGGAGAUUUCGAUGGAGCAAAGGCGUACAAGGAUAGCAAGGUGUGCAAUAUGCUAACAAUGCAAGAGUUUCACCGUCGUUACCAUGAAGAAACUGGGAUCACAUUUGCUUCCCUGUACCCCGGUUGCAUUGCCACAACAGGCCUGUUUAGGGAGCACAUCCCCUUGUUUAGGCUUCUUUUCCCUCCAUUUCAAAAGUUCAUCACCAAGGGGUUCGUCUCAGAGGAAGAAGCCGGAAACAGGCUUGCACAGGUUGUAAGUGAUCCAAGUUUAACAAAGUCAGGAGUUUACUGGAGUUGGAACAAGGAUUCGGCUUCAUUCGAGAACCAGUUGUCUCAAGAAGCCAGUAAUGCCGAUAAAGCUCGUAAAGUAUGGGAAAUCAGUGAGAAACUAGUUGGCUUGGCUUGAAGGGUAAUCCUCAGUCACUUCGUUCACUAAUCAUUGGUGCCAUAGGCGAAGAUUUUGGUUUGAAUGCUUGCAGUUGUAAUGGAAAAAGAAAACUCAACUUGUGACAUUAAAGUUUGAAUCAAUAAUAAAAUCACUAAUCUUUCUCU
Molecule: messenger RNA, 1426 nt
Organism: Olea europaea var. sylvestris
Lineage: Eukaryota; Viridiplantae; Streptophyta; Magnoliopsida; Lamiales; Oleaceae
Product: protochlorophyllide reductase-like
Exons: 5
Coding region: 99-1280 (393 amino acids)
Molecular function (GO): protochlorophyllide reductase activity
Source: RefSeq, a predicted model, not a curated record